Messenger RNA from Cololabis saira (Pacific saury), 1658 nucleotides. RefSeq names its product bleomycin hydrolase (gene blmh). Gene Ontology annotation, biological process: proteolysis; response to toxic substance; L-homocysteine catabolic process. The record is from RefSeq and is a predicted model, not a curated record. Bases 144 to 1502 code for a protein of 452 amino acids. Lineage: Eukaryota; Metazoa; Chordata; Actinopteri; Beloniformes; Belonidae. Gene Ontology annotation, molecular function: cysteine-type aminopeptidase activity. The transcript is spliced from 12 exons. Gene Ontology annotation, cellular component: cytoplasm.
GCUCUGCGCGCUCCCGCGGGGGCUCCCGCGGGAGCGCGCUUCUCGCUGCACCGGAGACUGAGACUGAGAUCCUGCAGCAGCAGCGGGGCGGACACUCACACCGGGACACACGACCAGGGGACGCUGCUCGGACCAGCGGGACCAUGGAGGCGGGUUUGAAUCGGGACAAGGUAUCCACCUUUAAUAAGCGACUGAGGGCCGAGCCACGUUACCUGUUGGCCCAGAAUGUGUCGACCUGCAUCGACCCGUUGGAGGUUUGUCUGCACAGGCAGACCGUCCAGGAUACUGUGCACAUCUUCCAGCACUCUAUCCCCACAGAGGGAAAGCCCAUCACUAACCAGAAAAACUCAGGGAGAUGUUGGAUCUUCUCGUGCCUCAACGUCAUGCGACUUCCCUUCAUGAAGAAAUUUAACAUAGAGGAGUUUGAGUUCAGUCAGUCCUAUCUCUUCUUCUGGGACAAGAUUGAGCGGUGCUACUACUUCCUCCAUGCCUGCGUGGAGACGGCGCAGAGGAAGGAACUGGUGGACGGACGCCUGGUCCAGUUCCUCCUUUCCAAUCCAACCAAUGACGGAGGACAGUGGGACAUGUUGGUCAAUCUCAUUGAAAAGUAUGGCGUGAUUCCAAAGAAAUGCUUCCCAGAGUCUCACAGUUCAGAGGCGUCACGCAGAAUGAAUGACAUUCUCAAUCAUAAGCUGAGAGAAUACUGCCUAAGACUGAGAAACAUGGUGGCCAGCGACGCUACAAAAACCGAACUGUCUGAUGCAAUCGAUACCAUGAUAGAGGAGGUGUACCGAGUGGCCAGUGUUUGUCUAGGCAGCCCCCCUGAGACCAUCUGUUGGGAAUACCGGGACAAGGAUAAGAACUUCCACCGCAUGGGACCCCUCACCCCUCAGGAGUUCUACAAGGAACACGUCAAACCCCUAUACAACCUUCAGGACAAAGUCUGCCUCGUAAAUGACCCGCGACCACAGAACCCUUACGGGAAGCUGUACAGUGUCGAGUUCCUGGGAAACAUGGUCGGAGGUCGGAACACGCUGUACAACAACCAGGCCAUCCAGUUGCUAAAGAAGGCCGCCGCCGACUCCAUUAAAGACGGAGAGGCGGUGUGGUUCGGCUGCGACGUCGGGAAGCAUUUCCAUGGAAAACUAGGCAUUAAUGACAUGAAUGUGUUCAACCAUGAGCUUGUGUUUGGCGUCUCAGUGAAGAACCUUUCCAAAGCCGAGAGACUGAUAUACGGCGACUCUCUCAUGACUCACGCCAUGAUCCUCACCGCUGUCACAGACAAGGAGGGGAAGGAAGGCUAUGAAAAGUGGAGGGUUGAAAACUCCUGGGGCGACGACCGUGGGAACAAAGGCUACCUGAUCAUGACGGAUGAUUGGUUCUCAGAGUACGUGUACGAGGUGGUGGUAGAUAAGAAGUUCCUCCCUGCCGACGUCCUGGAGGUGAUGAACCAGGAGCCCAUCGUACUUCCUGCCUGGGACCCCAUGGGAGCGCUGGCGUAGACGCAGAAAUCCAGGUUUUAGCCCCAGCCUCGGGUCUAAUCGACUCCGCCCUAUUCCUCGGCUGCUUUUACCUCUCUGAUAUUUUCCCCGAUACCUCCUUCCGAAACAGCCUGUUCUUGUAGGAAAAUAAAAAUUUUGAUUUCUUUUUUUACUGGA